Molecule: messenger RNA, 2650 nt
Organism: Cajanus cajan (pigeon pea)
Lineage: Eukaryota; Viridiplantae; Streptophyta; Magnoliopsida; Fabales; Fabaceae
Product: Agenet and bromo-adjacent homology (BAH) domain-containing protein
Molecular function (GO): chromatin binding
Source: RefSeq, a predicted model, not a curated record
AUUUCAAACCCUCUCUCUCCUCCUCCACCAUCUUCUUUCUUCCUUCUUCCAUUUCCGGAGCCUUGUCCGUUUUUUUAUUUUUGAGUUUUGUUUCUCCAAGCGAGCGCGGAACGCAGGGGUGUCGUUGUCGUUUUGGUUGGGUGGAUGGAGAGAGUGGCGUCCUGGGCCGGAACGACGUCGUGUGAGAAGAGCGUGUACGUGAGCUGGGAGGAGGUGUUCGUGUCGAGCGACAAGGGGAGGCGAGAGGUUCAUUAUUUUCUGAAACGACGCGUCGGUGGCUCGGAUCUGGCCGUCGUUGGAAAGGAGAAAAGCUUGAGACACAUGUCGUAUCGCUACGCGAUAAAAACGGCGUCGUUGGGGCCUUACUUGAAGCUCAAAUCGCGAAGAGAGGUCGUUGAUUGGUUGGACGCCGUCGUUUCAGAUUCGUCUCCUGGGGAUGCGGUUGUGAUGGGAAAACAUGGUUAUGAACCUGAGCUUGGAACUUCCAAGGAUAAUCAAUUGCCGAAGAUGCGCCAUUCUACAAAAGAAUUCUCAUGGAUAGGGUGUCCAUGGACCUGUAGGAAAAGAAGAAAGCACUAUCAGGCAUUCAAGAGGAACGGUUUUCAGAUAUCUGUGCAUGGUUUUGUAUUUGUUCUGGCAGAAGAAGACAAGCGUCUAGUUGCCUACUUGGAAGACCUGUAUGAGGAUUCCAGAGGCAACAAGAUGGUUGUGGUGCGCUGGUUUCACAAAAUUGAUGAGGUUGGUAUUGCUUUGCCUCACAGUUUUAGUGGCAGAGAGGUUUUCUUUUCACUUUAUCUUCAAGAUCUGAGUAUUGAAUGCAUAGAUGGAUUGGCUUUCGUCCUCAGUCCACAACAUUACGAAAAGUUUCAGAAUGAGGCACGUCGAACUCACUUGGAACCAUUCGUGUGCAGCCACCAGUUUGAUAAUGAUGAAUUGAAAACCUUUGAUAUAACACAGAUUAAGGGUUAUUGGAAACAGGAAAUACUCAGGUACAUGUUUACCCAAUUGGACUCCAAGUCCAGUGGCAGUUCCGAACAAUCUGAUGAUAGCCCGGAACUUGAUGAAAAUCACCUGUCUACUGCUUCAAUCAGACCUAAGAAGAGGCUGCGUAUUACCAAAGAUGAUGCCAAAGAUGCAGUUGAUGUAACUGCUCUUAAAUCCGAAAAUUUGAAAAACAGUAAGAAUAAUACCAAAAUUGGCACCGGAAACAAUCCCCUGAAACUGGUUGGACACACAAACAUGACAACAACCAUAAAAGAAGGAACAAAUGAAUAUGCUUCACUGCAUUUGGUUGUAGGUUCCCAAAUUGAGGUCCUCUCUCUAGACAGUGGGAUGAGAGGAUGUUGGUUUAGAGGUUCUGUCAUUAAGAGGCACAAAGAUAAAGUUAAGGUUCAAUAUCAAGACAUACAGGAUGCAGCUGAUGAAACUAAGAAGCUUGAGGAAUGGAUUUUAGCUUCUAGAAUUGCAGUGCCUGACAUCCUAGGUCUUCGCAUGCAUGGGAGGACCAUGGUCCGGCCAGCUCCACCGUCUAACAAAAGUGAAUUAUCAUGGGUGGGUGAUGUUGGUUCCGUUGUUGAUGCCUGGUGGCAUGAUGGAUGGUGGGAAGGCCUUGUUGUUCUUAAGGACUCCGAAUCUAAUUAUCAUGUUUAUUUCCCAGGGGAAAAGGUGGUGUCAGUAUUUGGUCCUGGUAACUUGAGACAGUCUCAAGAAUGGGUAGUGAAUGAGUGGGUGACUGUGAGGGAAAGGCCUGAUCUUGUGUCAUCUAUUUUAACUACCGUGAAAACGAAUCAAAACAAGGGCAAAUCCACAGACAGCAAAUCAGCUCUAGCAUCCACUAGAGAUGGAGUACAAUCUAAGCAAUCAGAUACCACUUCGGACACUGAAAGGGAUAGACUAAGAAAUCCGGAACUGGUUUCAGAUCUCAUGAAGGAUGAUUUGUUAUUCCAGUUAAGGUGGAAGACCACCAGAAAGAGGAGACGGGGAAGUCGCGCAUGUCAUCGGAAGCCGCCACGGUGUCCCAGCCAUAGGAAGAAGUCCCCAAAGGUUCUUAAGUUAGACUCUUCUGACAGUUUUGUGAUUCCUGCAUCCUUGAAAGUUGAUCACGAUGACUGCAAAUAUGGAGGGGAUCCUUCCAUUUUCAGUUCUUCAGUUGUGCCUUCUCUAACUAAUUUGGUUAUGUGUAGGUGAUUUCAUGAUUGAUUUCUUUUAGGGUCUUAUAGUUUUCAGGUAAGCUACCUCUCUCACCUCAUUGCCUUUAGGGUACCCGUAUUCAAAACCCUUAAACCUUAGUGCAUCCAUUCGAUGCCUCUCUUGUCCAGAUUUUCAUCCAUGUCCUUGUUAUGUUAACAUAGAAAUUGUAUCUUAGGAUAGUCUUUUUCUUCCCCACCUUUUAUUAGUUUGCGUGGUUUGUGGCAUCGAAGCUUCAUUCUAUUUGGGUGUUUGAAUCGAAUGCCCAAGGAGGCAAGGAUGAUGCCAUACAAGUUUUGGCAUAGUGUAACGUAGUGGAAUAACAGAGGAUGGUUUUGACUUGGAGGACAGGUGGUGUUCUUUUCAUAUAAAAUGAUCCAAUGUAUUGUGUAAGAAAAGAAAUUUGCUUGUUCUUUUAUAUAUUGAGCCAAAUGUUAAGAUAAUAUUUGUAAUCAUUGUAUGU